CAAUGCUGCAGGGUCUUGCAGACAGCCGAGUUCUACCUUCCGCUCCACUGCUGAGCAAGAGUGCAGCAGGGAGAGGGCAGGGACUCACUGAAAGCUAGACACCAAGUCAGUGGCAGACCUGGGACUGGGAAGUCCGUUCGAGUUUGAAACAAUAAAUACUGGGCGUCAGUCCCAACGCACGCCUGCUCCAGGUCUUCCAGCUCUUUUGGAGCGCUAGGCCCAUCUGGCCCCGCGCUGAUCUCCGGGUGGACUCAGUCGAGCAACUGGCACAACCAUGACGACAGCCUUGCAGCAAGGUGCGGGCGGCCUUUUCCUCUGCCAGGGUUAAGACUUAAGACAGAACUAUCUCUGUUUCUGGCUCCACUGCCGGUGAAGGAGUUUUCAUUCAAGACUUUCCGAGGAGAGGUGGAGAAACCUAGACUCAGGAGAAGAGGUCCUUUGAGCCAGAUGGGGCAUUAGUUCGUCUGCUUUUCUCAGCAUGAAUAGAUCCUUUCCUCAAGGAUUUUCUGAUGUGCCCUAAGGUCCAUGUAACUAUAAGGGCUCUUUAUCACCGUAAGUGCCGCCCUGACGCAAAGCCACUCAGAACUCAAGAAUCAAGGCAAAAUGGAUGCUGCAGUGACAGAUGAUUUCCAACAAAUUCUGCCUAUUGAACAGCUGCGCUCUACUCAUGCUAGCAAUGAUUAUGUGGAACGGCCUCCAGCACCCUGUAAACAGGCCCUCUCCAGCCCUUCCCUUAUCGUGCAAACCCACAAAUCUGAUUGGUCCCUGGCUACCAUGCCUACUGCUCUCCCCCGCAGUCUCAGCCAGUGCCAUCAAUUGCAGCCCUUGCCUCAGCAUCUGAGCCAAUCUAGCAUUGCCAGCUCAAUGUCCCAUAGCACCACUGCCUCUGAUCAAAGGCUCCUGGCCAGCAUCACGCCCUCACCUUCAGGCCAGUCCAUCAUCCGAACCCAGCCUGGAGCAGGAGCCCACCCAAAGGCUGAUGGUGCUCUGAAGGGAGAAGCUGAGCAAGCUGCAGUGCACCCCAGUGAGCACCUCUUCAUCUGCGAGGAGUGUGGGCGCUGCAAAUGUGUCCUCUGCACAGCAGCUCGCCCUCUCCCCUCCUGCUGGCUGUGCAACCAGCGUUGCCUUUGCUCUGCUGAGAGCCUCCUCGAUUAUGGCACUUGUCUCUGCUGCGUGAAGGGCCUCUUCUACCACUGCUCCACGGAUGACGAAGACAACUGCGCCGAUGAGCCCUGCUCCUGCGGGCCUAGCUCUUGCUUUGUCCGCUGGGCAGCCAUGAGCCUCAUCUCCCUCUUCUUACCCUGCCUGUGCUGCUACCUGCCCACCCGUGGAUGCCUCCAUCUGUGCCAGCAGGGCUAUGAUGGCCUCAAGCGACCAGGCUGCCGCUGUAAGAGGCACACCAACACUGUGUGCAGAAAGAUCUCUUCUGGUAGUGCGCCCUUCCCCAAGGCCCAGGAGAAGUCCGUAUGACCUUCCCGCAAAAUGGAUCCAGAGCUGUCUCCUUCCAGCCCCCAUCAGUAAAGCGUAGGCCUCAUCUUGGAAGAGGGGAAGGAGGAGUAAAGCAGCCAAAGUUAGGGCUUCACCAAUUUAGUUCCUGCAGUGUCAGGGGGGUGGCCGAGGACAUCCUGGCGCAGGAUGCCUUGUUCUUUCUCACACUAUCUAUCCCACUCCUCUUCAGCCUUUUUACACCCCGCCUUCUCAGCCCUUACGGCUGUCCUGGCAAAUUCAGGUGAUACACAGGCAUGAGAUUUGAACACUGAGGGCUGACAGAGCCAGCAACGUGGAGGUUUAGGGGCUCCCCAAUGUCAGGCCUCUCGAUGCAGGCUCUGGGCAUCACUCUGCUUUCCACGGUGCCUUUGGAAGCUUUCUUCUGAGAUGGUUUUCACAGGUCCAUGUGGAAAAACAGUCACUAUUCCAGGGAAUCUCACCCUUCCUCCUGUUUACUGCCCUUCUCUUCUUUCAUCUUCCCUCUUUCUCCUUCUCUCCUCUUCUUUCAUUACUUUCUUCAGGACUCAUGUCCCCUCCAUUUUCACCCUUUCCACUUUUACUUUUCCGCUCCUCUGUCUCUCUGUCUCUCUCUCUCUCUCUCUCUCUCUCUCUCUCUCUCCCUGUCUCUCUUUCUCUAACACGUCCAAAAGUGCUGUUUUUCUGUAGGUGUUUCUUUUGACGCCCAACUUUGCUAUGCUAUACUAUUUACUAAUGUUUAUUAAGGGAAAUGGAUUCCUGUAAUGAACUGAUCACUAGCAAUAGCCUAUAUCCUGAUGUGUGUGUGCGCGCUCAUAACCACACUUACCUGUUUGUGAGCAUAUGAGGCAAAGUUAUCUCACAUUUCCAGGUUUCAUGAGUUGGAGUUGUACUCCCUUUCCCAAUAAUCAACUUAUAGUACUGACAGAUUCCACUAGCAUGCUGAGUAGGGUAGUAAAUCAGGAUGCUCAUAACUUUGUAUGUCUGACCCAAGUGCCAAAGGCAGACGUGCUUUAUAGCUAAAUGAACAAAGCAAAGGAUAUUACAGAGGUCCGUUCUCUCUUAGAAGCUAACUGCCCUGAGACUGCAUGGCUCAGGCCUUAAUAAUGGACACAAAAAGUCAUAAAACUUUAGAGCUGGAAGGAAUCUUAACUGUUAAUCUAGUUCAAUGCCCUUAUUUUACAGAUGGAAAAACUGAGACCUGGAGAUAGGAAGGGAUUUGCUCAAGCCACACACAGAGUUUAUAGCAGAGUUGGGACUGGAAUACAGGCCUUCUGACACAGUUCGAUACUCUCUACCCUGCAUCACAUUAAGUCAUGGGACUUUUCUCCUAGGACUCUACUAACAACGACAGAAAGCCAUUCUCAUUCGAUGUUCAGGAACCAUGCCGAGUUAGCGUGGUGGUCUUUAAGCAGUGCAUGGCGGGUAGCUAAUUAACUAUCAGGUGUCAAGGCUCCUCCCGCAGUGGACAUCACCUUUGGCUGUGUCGCCUUGUAGAAGCUCGUGUGGAAAAGAAAAGCUUAAGAACGCCCUAACCAAGCUGUAUCUUCGCCAUUGCACCUACCUUUUGCUGCACACACUGUGCUCGCUCCUGGCUUUGUCUGCAAGGGCAGUUGCCUGGAAACCCAAAUUUCAGCAACAGUGGAAAACUGAAACGAAAGAUGUAUAAUGCAGAGAACUGACUUAUCUUUUUAAAAAUAUCAAGAGCCUGUGCUGUGAAUACCCUUCACUGGGAAAAGGCUGCAGUGGUGGUGGCAGGCCCUUAAAGACUGCUACUAAAAGACACAGGAAUUAGAUUUGGUUUCCCUACGUAAGUGAGUCCAAAAUUCACUGCAGAAUCCAGAGAUUGAGGGCACUUGCUUGAAACCAAGGUGCUCCAACUUAGUUUAAGACUUCCAGACUCUAACUUUAUAUAUCAUCUCUUUGAAAGUGUGCAUGGAUGUGUAUUGCAGGGUGGAAAGGUGGGGAGAAAUGUAGAGUCAUACACGGGGAAGAAGAAGAAGGGAACGUUGAUGUCCCUUUGUUGGAUAUAUAGACUACAGAAAUACGUGCCACUCGGUCUUUGUUGGUUCUGAAUCUUCCUGAAGUGUACUGACAUUUGGGCUGCACACAGCCCCACACCUUCACUUUCACCUCCUCUUCUAGAAUUGCUUUGCUCUAUUUUUGUAUAUAUAAAUAUGUUAUGAUGAUUAUUAAUAAUGUUAAUGAUAUUGCUGCAAAUGGUGCCAUAUAUAAAGUUUGGCUUCUUGGAACAUUUAUAAACCCAAACCAAUACUUGUAACCUCUUAAGUUGCUUUCAGAUCCUUCAAUUUUAAGUAAUUUUUUUUUAAUCUCACAAGUCUGCCUGAUUGAACUUUGAAUUUAUCUACCCCUAAAAGCUGUGCCCAGUUCUCUGGGCCAAGCUGGAUGGUGAUGAGUAGCAACACACACUUCUCCCUGCUUCUGCCUGAAAUUUGCUUAGAGCCAAGAUAUAUAAGGAUUCUAUGACACUAGUGCAUUGUUCCUGGAGCUAAAGUUAUUCUAUGGAUGUUUGCUUAAUAGUUUCAGGGCCCCAAAUAACACAAGUCCCUCCUCCUUGAUAGCUCCUUGAUAACCCAAUCCUGCAGUCCUUACUCAGGCAAAUUGUACACUGCCAGAAGGGCUCUGGGCUCUGCCAUAUACCCAGAUGAGCUCUUCUCAGUGGAUUUCUAAAUGGCCUUACACUUGGUAGAAGAAACUGAAGGGUUACUCAAAUGUAGUUGCAAUGUGCAAUCUGCUGCUGAGUCAGGGCUUUCACUUGUGUCCAAGUUGGCCUGAUAUGGACUGCAUCUGGUUUACGUAUAGAUGGGUCCUGUUGGGGUAUGCGCAUGGACGUGGGAGUGAGUGUGCAUAUGUAUCCCUUCUGUGAGAUUAUAUAUAUAUAUAUAUAUAUACAUAUAUAUAUAUAUAUAUUUGUAAAUAUAUAUUCACACAUCUCUAUAUAUUUUAAUGUAUUGCACAUGUAUAUUUAAAAUAUAUACGAAAGAACUCUAA
Hipposideros armiger (great roundleaf bat) is the source of this 4476-nucleotide messenger RNA. RefSeq names its product sprouty RTK signaling antagonist 3 (gene SPRY3). The coding region runs from base 604 to 1470 and encodes 288 amino acids. Lineage: Eukaryota; Metazoa; Chordata; Mammalia; Chiroptera; Hipposideridae. The record is from RefSeq and is a predicted model, not a curated record. Gene Ontology annotation, biological process: negative regulation of Ras protein signal transduction; negative regulation of MAP kinase activity; negative regulation of fibroblast growth factor receptor signaling pathway. Gene Ontology annotation, cellular component: membrane; cytosol. The transcript has 3 exons.